This is a messenger RNA of Xyrauchen texanus (razorback sucker), 8281 nucleotides long. Its product is annotated as ankyrin repeat and SAM domain-containing protein 1A-like. Gene Ontology annotation, molecular function: protein binding. Lineage: Eukaryota; Metazoa; Chordata; Actinopteri; Cypriniformes; Catostomidae. The record is from RefSeq and is a predicted model, not a curated record. Gene Ontology annotation, cellular component: cytosol. The transcript has 28 exons. The coding region runs from base 228 to 3731 and encodes 1167 amino acids.
UUGAGCCGAGCCAGAGGAAGUUUGAACUGAGACGCUAGGAGAGAAAGUUCACCCGGAGCGGCAGCGUUUGGAGCGGGAAUAAUACGAUAACGGCCACAGCUGGUGGACCGGAGCUGGAAGAACGCGCGCUUUGAACGCGCUUGGAUGCGUGUUGCGGCGUUGAAGAGGUGUAAAGUGGAUUCGUGUGCCCGUGUGAUCGUCUCUUCGCCGCUCCCCCUCGCAGUGAGAUGGGGAAGGAGCAGGAACUGCUGGAGGCGGCGCGCACCGGGAAUCUGGCCGCCGUUGAGAAGCUCCUGUCCGGGAAGAGACAAUCGGCGGGAUUGGGCUCUGCGGGUGGUGGCGGUUCGUCCGGGAAUAUCGGGAGCAGCGGGCACAGCGCCUCCCACCCGCUCUCCAGUCUGCUCAGUAUCUGGAGGGGACCAAAUGUGAACUGUGUGGACAGCACUGGAUACACACCUCUACACCAUGCUGCUUUAAAUGGACACAGUGCGGUUGUGGAGGUGUUGCUACGAAACGAGGCUUUGACGAACAUCGCUGAUAACAAGGGCUGUUAUCCUCUUCACCUGGCGGCGUGGAAGGGAGACCAGUGCAUCGUCAAACUUCUCGUCCAUCAGGGUCCAUCUCACCCCAAACUCAAUGAACAGAGCUCUCUAGACUACAAAGAGUUCAAACGCUGUGGCCCAUUUGACCCCUAUAUUAAUGCUAAGAAUAAUGACAAUGAGACGCCGUUGCACUGUGCGGCUCAGUACGGCCACUCUCAGGUGGUGCAGUUACUGUUGGAGGAGUUGACCAAUCCCACCAUGCGCAAUAACAAGUUUGAGACGCCACUCGAUCUGGCCGCACUCUAUGGCAGGCUGGAUGUGGUCAAACUUCUGCUGAGCGCUCACCCAAAUCUGCUCAGCUCCAACACCAAGAAACACACCCCUCUCCACCUGGCCUCCCGCAAUGGACACCUGUCCGUGGUGGAAGUGCUGCUGGCCACCGGUGUGGAUAUCAACUACCAGACAGAAAAAGGCAGUGCCCUACAUGAAGCUGCUCUUUUUGGAAAGACCGAAGUGGUACAAAAACUUCUCAGUGCUGGAAUUGAUGUGAAUAUCGUGGACAGUAAGAAUCUAACAGCGCUGGACACUGUUAGAGAUAUGCCCUCUCAAAAGAGCCGACAGAUUGCCGCGCUCAUACAAGCUCAUAUGAGUGGCCAUCAAUCAGACAUGAGCCUCCCCCCUCCACCAGUGCCUCCACCUCAAGACAACCUGAGCCCCAAGAGAAAAGGAGAAAUGGAGCAGCAGGUGAGUGAGUUGAUUUCUGGUUUGGCUCCAGCCCCUGUUGAAGAGAGUCCAUAUGAAGCUCUGUUUGAAGCUUCAUCGUGUCACUCGCUCGACAGUCUAGCUAGCGGAAAAUCAUCGGACAGAGACUCCGGACGACCGGACAGCGAAGCUGGGAAGAAAGAGCAGCAUCCUCCAAAGAGUCAGUCUGCUCAUGCGCAGGAAGAGGAUCUCAGCACUGCGGCGGUUUACACCAACAGCAGUGUGGAUGAACGUGUUGAGCUGCUGGAGGAGGAGGAACACACUUAUGAACUGUUGCUUACCGCACAGACCAAGAUUCCCAACACCACACACAACAAAACAGAUGAGGAAGCCUCUGCCAAGUCUUCCAACAGCAUUCUACCUCAGCGGAAGACCACCGCACACAUUGACCUACGACCUCCAUCAUCUAACACAAACACCCUGCAGCCACCUGCACCUAUGUUUAGCACAGGCCAGACAUCUGGAGAGAGCUCUUCGCACAGUCAGGAUAUAAGCGGCAACGUUCCUGAGCAGUUCACUGGUCUUCUUCACGGUUCAUCACCGGUGGUCGACUGUCGGGAGGAAGCAUUCAGACUGCCGUCUUCUGGAGUGAAGUCCACCGAGGGUGCCAACACUUCGACAUCCAAAAGCUCCGCCCCCCUUCCCCAUCCAAACUCCAUCAUGGAAGCCGUUCUUCAGCGCAACGACCCCAAUGCUAUCUACGCCACGGUUCACAAAGAGCCGCGGGACUCGACUAAACACAGCUCGCCAGCUUGCAAUUCAGCGUCGCCGAGGAGGAUGCCUCCACCAGGUGAUCUCAAGCUAGCUCGGAGUCUUUCGAAAUCUGACUCGGACCUUCUCGUGUCCCCGCCCGGCGAGGAAGAGACUGGGUUGGGUGGACGAAGUGAGUCUGUGUCCAACUGUUGCACCGCCAAGAGGAGUCUAGAAAAAUCACCUUCGUUCACGUCAGAAUGGGACGAGAGACACAGACAUUCUCUCUCUAUUCCAUGGAGACGCCGGCCUACCCAAAAAAUUGAGAAGAUUAUGACUCUCAUCGGAGCCGGCUUCUCCAAAGACCAGGAGUGCCCUGCUUCAGGUGGAGCCGGGCGACUAAUCGAACAGCCGGUUGGUGAUUGGUUGGAGCAUAUAGGCCUUUCACAGUAUGAGAGUAAGUUGCUGCUCAAUGGCUUUGAUGACCUGCGGUUCAUGGGAAAUGACAUAAUGGAAGAGCAAGAUCUGAGAGAAAUAGGCAUCACAGAUCCAGGACAUCGUAGGAAGAUCCUGAACGCUGCUCGCUCUUUUCCAAAGGUGAAAGCAUUUGGCUGUGACGGCAGCACAUCUCUUGCUGCCUGGUUGGAUGUCUUGGGUCUUAAGGAAUAUUUGCACAACUUCCUGUCCAGUGGCUUUCGGACAUUAGACUGUGUGAAGAAUCUUUGGGAACUAGAGAUUGUUAAUGUGCUAAAGAUCACCUUGUUGGGCCACAGGAAAAGGAUCAUUGCAUCAUUAGCUGAACGACCCUAUGAGGAGCCUCCCAUCAAACCACCCCGCCUCUCGCAGAUCAGAUGUCAGGAUCUGAUGUCUCAGACGUCCUCUCCUCUUAGUCACUCUGAAUUGUACACACACUCUAUGGACCCUCUAUUGGCUGUAGGGGAUUCAGGGAGGAGGAGAGGUCCCGACUCAGACUAUGAUCUGGCCAUCCGACAACGGCCCAAUGACAGACCGCAACCACAGGAGAGAUAUGAGGAAUGUCAACGGGAACCUCGGUUGACUUUACGACCCCCGAGUCUGGCAGCACCGUACACCCCGGUCCAGAACUGGCACCAUCAGCCUGAGAAACUCAUCUUCGAAUCUUGCAGUUAUGAGGCCAAUUAUCUCGGCUCAAUGCUGAUUAAGGAACUCAGAGGAACUGAGUCAACACAGGACGCCUGUGCUAAAAUGAGGAGGUCGACAGAGCAGAUGAGGAAGAUCCCCACGAUCGUCCUCUCCAUCACGUACAAGGGUGUGAAAUUCAUUGAUGCUGCCAACAAGAACAUCAUUGCAGAACAUGAAAUCAGGAACAUCUCAUGUGCAGCUCAGGACCCAGAGGAUCUCUGCACGUUUGCUUACAUCACUAAAGACCUGCAGAGCAGCCAUCAUUACUGCCACGUCUUCAGCACCGUAGACGUGAAUCUGACCUAUGAGAUCAUUCUGACUCUGGGACAGGCGUUUGAAGUGGCCUAUCAGCUGGCACUGCAGGCCCAGAGGACCAAACAGCAGCAGAGUGCAGCAGGAGGGGCGGAAAUCAUCGAGACCAAGAGCAGCAGACCCGUCCCCAAACCACGAGGGAGUAUGCGCAAGUUAGGGGUAGAGGCAAUGGAUGUGGACCCUCACGGUCAAAGCAGCACUGAGUGGAUCAUGGACUCCAAAGAUCCCAAACGCACCAUUAGCACCAAGCAUCGACCACAGUGAGGCACUGCUGAAGAACUCAUUCACGUCAUCUUCCUCCUUCAGUUUGAGCUAAAACUCCUGAACUGAAUUAAACAUGUAGCAUCAGAUCAGAAGAAUCAACACAGCCAAGGAUUACAAUAGCAAAUAUUGUGACAUUUAGUAUUUUUUGUUGUUGUUUUGUUACAGCCUGGCCUCAUUUGUUUUCCAGUGGACUAUCAGGACUAGAUGGGUUUUCAUUGUCAUUUAUUACAGUUACUAUGCAUCUCUAAUAGAUGAUCUCACUGUAUUUUAUGUCCAGAUGGGAUUUUAGACAGCUGGUAGAUGCUACCUUUAGUGUUCAAGAAGAUAACUGAGUUGGGAAUUGAAUUUCUUCUCUGUAAAUGUAAUUUUGCUGCCAAAUAUGGAUUUACGUUUAGCACUGUGAUAUGACGUAUUGUCUUAUGUCUCAAAUAGUAGACCAGGCUGGGCCUAAAUGUCUAACAAAUCACAAAGGUAAACACUCACUGAGCUCUUUAUUAGGAACACCUAUACACCUACUUAUUCAUGCAAUUAUCUAAUCAGCCAAUUGUGUGACAGCAAUGCAAUGAGCUUCAGUUAAUGUUCAUAUCAACCAUCAGAAUGAAAAUAAAUUUGAUCUCAGUGAUUUCGACCAUGGCAUGAUUGUUGGUGCCAGAUGGCUGGUUUGAGAAUUUCUGUAACUGCUGAUCUCCUGGGAUUUUCACGCACAACAGUCACUAGAAUUUACUCAGAAUGGUGCCAAAUACAUCCAGUGAGUGGCAGUUCUGCAGAUGGAAAUGCCUUGUUGAUGAGAGAGGUCAAUAGAGAAUGCCCAAACUGGUUCGAGCUGACAAAAUGCUACGGUAACUCUGAUAACCCCUCUGUACAAAUAUAGUGAGCAGAAUAGCAUCUCAGAAUGCACAACACAUUGAAGCUUGAUGCGGAUGGGCUAAAACAGCAGGACCACGUUGUGCACUUUAUAAGCACUAUAGUGUUCCUAAUAAAGUGCUCAGUGAGUGUAUCUGUAAAGAACAAAAUUAAUAUUGACUGCUUUUUUUUUAGGCAUUAUCAAGCGGUACUAGCACAAUAAGCAUCGUAAAAUCAGUGACGUUUAGGACGUCAGUUUCGCAAAAGAGUGUCAUGGCACAUCACCCUGAGAUGUUGUUUGGAAAUGCUGUUUUGUCUUUAAUUUUCCUGGAUUUUAAGAUAGAAAUUGAAUCAGAUGUUCUAGCCUUAUCAACAUGCAAUCUAUGUAAUUCCAGUCUUCAUGCAAUCAUGUAAAGGAUAGGUGCUUAAACAUUUACAAAUAUGUAGAAUUUACUGGAAAAAAUCGAAUCACAAGGUUAUCGAGAUUAUACCAUUGACACACUGGCAGCCAGUUUUCUGUCAAAUCCCAUUACAGUUGGGAUUAUGGAGAGAUGACUCAUGACUAGUAAUUGAACAUGUAUCAUCAUAUAGAAGUUAUUUAUUGCCAUAAUCAGCAUCUUAAUGUUCGUUACCACAGAAAAUAAUUUGUCUCUCAUAUUUAAAAAGAAGCAAAAAUCACAAUUACAUUGAGGCACUUACAGUGGAAGUAAAUGCGGCCAGUUCAUAAACAUUACAAUACACACUGUUUCAAAACUAUAUCUACAAGACAUAAACAUUAUACAGGUUAACAUGACUUUUGUGUGAUAAAAUCUAACAUUUUCUAUAUCCAACAGAAUAACUUGGUUGCCUUGAUGACACAAUGCUGGUAUACCCUGUAUUUGAUUUUAUGACAAUAAAAUCUUGCUAACGCAUAAUGUUUAUGUCUUGUGGCUAUUCUUUUGAAACAUUGUUUACUUUAGCAUUUAUGGACUGGCCUCAUUCACUUCCAUAGGAACGCCACAAUUUUUGCUUAUUUUUAAAUAAAUGAGGGACGAGUUGAAAUAAUUUUCUUUUGUAAACAGCAAUAUGCUACAAAGGCUGUCUACAUUGUAUUGAACUUGGAACAUUUCUUUAAUCAGACUAAAAUCAACUUUUAUUGCCUACUUCUCUUUCCUGCAUGAUAUUUUACUCUUUCUUUUUUUAUGUCAUUCUGUUUGUUCUGUUUCCGUGCAAAAAUCCUAUGUCCUCUGAUAAAAACAUUUCGCAUUGGAAUCCACAUAGUAUCCAUUUGUAAUGCCUAGUAAAAAUGCCUUAUUGUUAAAUGCCAUGAUUGCCCAAUCAGAAUAGAGUAUUCCACAUAGCAGUGUUAUAAUAAUUAUAACAGCAUAAUUAAAGUAUAUCUUUUGAUAAUGUAAUAUCAUUAUAUGAUUCAAUGAAAAAAUGUGGUAUUACCAUAUCUAACAUUGAGAGUGCAAAUUCGUGAUUUGAUAUGAUUAUGUGUAGUUUCUUGCAUUGGUGUACUAGCUUAGCAUGCUAAUUGGUUGACAUGCUAACUAUAAGAUAAUUGAAAACAUAAAAGGGAGAAAGUUUUCAAAUUUUUUUGAUUGUUAUAUCAAGGCAUACAAACUAAAAUAACAACAGAAAUAUUUACAAUUAAAAUAGGAUAAAAUCUGCUUUCUUAAUGACUCUCAUUGAUGUGUUAUGAUGUUAAGACUAAAAUUAGCGAGGUUGUAUUAUUUGUAAUCAGGCACUGAAUAGAAUAUCAGAAAAUGUUUGUUCAGCCAAUGAAAUCUCUUUGGGAACAAAAGGGAAUUCAAAUUAGCAGGGGAAAUUGAUUUGACACGACACCAUCUUUCCCUCCUCCAUUAUCCAUUUUAAAUUGUAUUAGCAUGUUUGCAUAAUCCCACAUUUAAUUUCUUUGUUUUAAUCCGUGUGUGUGUGUGUGUGUGUGUGUGUGUGUGUCUCCCUGUAGUUGACAACUGUGCUGGAUGCCAAGCUGAAAGGAAAGUUUCAAUGGCAUUGACAGCAUGACUGUGGAUGAAAUAUCACCUUUUAAUGUGUGUUUAUUCUGAAAUAUGUAAGUGUUGGAAAACUACUCACACCUGCAGCAAACUGCUUCCAUUCAUCACUUGGUUUGCCAUUAAACACACACUAGCCAAAGAGAGAGAAACUGUCCAGUCUGCUGCUCCAUCCAUACGCCAGUUCAACACAGUCCCAUGAUUUGGUACUAACAAAACCACUCCCUCCAAAAACCUCAGAUUUCAGACACAUUCAUAGACAUAUUUUACAGAUACUGGAAAACAUGCCACAGUCGCUGUAUUUUCUCACAAUAAUGACAUUAUCUUUCCUUAGAAAUCUUUUGAGCUUUGUUUUGUUUUCAUUGUAAAUAAUCACAGUGUCUAAUCACUUGUUUUGUCUGUGUUGCGAGUUUAAACCAAUGCUCUUUCAUCUCACAAAGUGUAGAUGCUCUUAUUUUGUCUGGUAAGUUGGGAAAAAAAAACAGUUUAAGUUCGCAAAACUGAUUAAAGUUCAGCAAAAUGCUGACAAGUGAGUGCAGUCUUUUACAGUAUAUCCAAUUAAGAUCAAUCCAUCCAUAAGCAGAGAUGUUUGAUUCUCUCAGUAUUUCAGCUCAAGUGACCAACAUGCUUUGAAAAUGUUCAUGCUAAAUUAACUGUAUGUAUGGGCAAGACAAUACAACCUUAUGAAUUAUGUAUGAUAUGAGUUUUAAUCAGAAAAUAGUUUGAAUUACAAAUGUUGCAGAAACAAUCUGAAUGGCAAAUUAAUAGGUGGUACUAUGUGAUGUAAAUUAUUAUGGCACACUAUUACAGUAUCUUAAUAACUUUAUGAUGGCAUAAGAAUGGUACAGCCCAGAUCCUGGUACUUUUAGUGACACUUACAUGUAUACUGUGAUUUCUAAUACAAAAUUGCAGAGUUAAUGUGACAUUACAAACAAGAUUUGUUUUUAUGUGUAGAAGUUCUUAAUUGAAAUGUUUGUGUUUUUCUUUUAAUUAUUAAGAUGCAGAGAGCAGGGUUUGAUAAAAAAUAAAUUAGAAAAGUUCAAAUGUCAAUUUAGCUUAUUCUUAUGCAGACAAACCUGUGCAUAUUUGUGUGUAGAUAAUUAAUACAUAAAUAUAAUGCGUAGAAGGGAAAUAUUCACGUAAGCAUUUAGCCCUAGUUUACAAGGAUUUUAAGUCUCUAUCUUUUAUUUUGAAUUUCCAUGUCAUUUUUAACACUGGACCUUGAAAAUUAUUUCAGUGCUAUAUUCAAGCAGAUGCUAAUGCUAGCACCUGUAACAGCAGCAGUGUUUGCACAACUAAUCACAUUAGCGAAUAAAAUUGUGACAGUUUGGAUUCUAUUAAUGGCUAAAUGAGUAAAAUAUAAACAAUACUGGACUGUAAAGUAAUCCUGGGUGGUCUGUCUUUUGAUACUUGAAUGAUUCUGCUUGUAUAGUUUCUCUCUCUCUCUCUCUCUCUCUCUCUCUCUCCAGAUACAUGUAUGUAUUUUUAUUUUAUUUUUUACUUUUUGUUCAUGUUUUUGUCAUAUCUAGAGGGGAAAGUUUUUUUUAAAGCUCAACCUAUCAUAAUGUUUGCAAAUGAGCAUGAAACUGACAAUGGAAUCUCUGAGAGACCUUGCCACAAAAUCCAAGAGAAAGAUUGUAAAUAAUCUUGGGCUUCCAGUCUUUUUUAUGAUUAUUAUUUUUCAUAAUUGUACAUCCAAUAAAUGAAGUU